AUGACAAAUGUACUUAUCUUAGGUGCUACCAGAGGGCUAGGAGCCUCAUUGCGAUCACUAUACUCUACCAAACCGGACACCCACGUCUUCGCAACAUCACGAUCAUCAACAGAACCAAGCCCAGGAGUGACAUGGCUGACCGGAAUAGAUGUCUCUCAGCCAGAUGUGGGACAAAAGCUAGUCUCCCAGCUUCCCUCUACCAAGAUCUCAACUGCGAUUAUCACUGCGGGCUACUUUGGCUUUGAAACGUUCGAUUCCCCAGAUUGGGAGAAGCAAGUCCAGAUGUACACAACUUCAGCUAUUGGUCCGGUCUUUGUGGUACACAACCUAGUCAAGGCCGGACUACUGGACCAAGGCAGCAAAGUGAUAUUGGUCAGCAGUGAAGGAGGUAGUAUUACCUUGCGUCACGAGAAAGAAGGUGGCGGCAACUUCGGUCACCACGCUAGCAAGGCUGCGCUGAAUAUGGUGGGGAAGCUUCUGAGCUUGGACCUGAAGCCCAAAGGCAUCGCGGUGGGGCUGGUUCAUCCGGGUUUCAUGCGAACAGAGAUGACCAAGAGUGUUGGCUUUGAUAAGUACUGGGAUGCGGGUGGAGCUGUCACGCCGGACCAGGCCGCUGAAACACUAGCUUCCUUUAUCGAUGAGUUUAAUAUUGAGAAGACAGGGGAGUUCUGGGCACCAGCAGGACCAAGGGAUAUUGGCACGGCAGAAGAUGUUCUGGGAAAGAAUCUGUCAACCCCAUUGCAGCUUCCAUGGUAA
Messenger RNA from Penicillium brevicompactum, 756 nucleotides. RefSeq names its product oxidoreductase, short chain dehydrogenase/reductase family superfamily. The transcript has 3 exons. The coding region runs from base 1 to 756 and encodes 251 amino acids. NCBI's taxonomy places the organism in Eukaryota, Fungi, Ascomycota, Eurotiomycetes, Eurotiales, Aspergillaceae. The record is from RefSeq and is a predicted model, not a curated record. Gene Ontology annotation, molecular function: oxidoreductase activity, acting on the CH-OH group of donors, NAD or NADP as acceptor.